Molecule: messenger RNA, 16654 nt
Organism: Amoebophrya sp. A120
Lineage: Eukaryota; Dinophyceae; Syndiniales; Amoebophryaceae
Source: the annotation of a GenBank genome assembly
CGCCGGCGCAAUUUGCGUGCACGACCGGAGGAAGUAUUAAGUAGGUAUCCGUACUCGAAAACCGGCAACACGCGAUAAAUAUUACGAACAAGAUUGAUUAAACCCGACACUAGUACAACCCUAUCGUUGUCAAUCACCAGGCCCUGAGGCAGAAAUCAAUCAAGAUGCUCCAGCGCGCGUCGACGUUUCUUGUCGGCACGCAGCAGCAGCGCCACAAUUAUCCAAGGAAAAAAGUGUGUAAGUGUAACUUUUUUGCAGGAACAGCAUUACAGAUUUGCUCUGCAUAACAGAGAAAACCUGUUAUGCGUAGCUAGUACGCGAAAACACGUAUGAAAAUAGCCUCUGAUGCACAUCCAGCAUGACAAGUGUAACUGUAUUGCAACGUCUGCAACACAAAGUUACACUUACACAGUUUCUUUCUUGGAUAACAAUCUCGCCGAGUUCAAAAAGGACGAACGGGAAACCGUGGAAGCGACGUGGCAACGGAAGAAGGAUUAUCAAAUGCAAAUGUGUUUGGGUCUGGAAGGAACCUUCUAAACUUGUGAUGCUGUCUCUGGAUUCUGAAAAAAUUUGUAUUGCAUGACCAGCAAGAGGACUCCAGUUUGUGCUACUUACGCGGAGAUGGCGUUUCUCAUGCGGUAGAGGUAUCACAAAGCGCUCUAAAAAUCUGUGAUGCUACGGCAUGCAUCACCGACAUCAUGGGUCAUGGAAAAUAUGCCUGAAAAAUCUAGAAAUCUUCCAGACCCAGACAUUUUGGCAUUUGAUAAGGAUGUGGCGCUUUGCUUCCAGUCCGAGUCCUACGGGGACAUCCACCCGUAUGGAUGUGUCAGGAUCGAAAUCGACAAAAUCGAAAAAAUUGUGACGCAUGAUAAAAUGUAGGGCACUGAAGGCCUGCAUCCAUUGGGGAGCAGGCAAAUAAAACCGAUUGCAAGCCUGUUUCGGGGUAUACAAUGCGCCGCCAAAGUAGCAUGACAGGAGCAGUCUUCUUUGCCCAAACAGCAUGACAGACUGGCUUUGGGUGCCCAAACAGCAUGUCAUGCGCCUCUUGGAAACUGAGGCUCCAACUGAUAUCGAUUUUAUGCAUCACAAGUUUUUCGAUUUUGUCAAUUUCGAUUCUGACACUUCCAUAACCCGCAGAAGGUGGCAAUGAAGGCCACGUUCGCGGAUGCGGUCAUCACCACGCCCAUGCUGACCGGAGUUAUGGACGGAGUGAGUCAGUUGGAAGAAUACGGCUACAACCCCAUGGACCUUCCGGACGCCCUGUGCCGGGCCUGCGAAGAGCUGGCCUACCAGCAGCUCAUGCCCGAGGAGAAAAGUUUGCACAGCAAACCGAAGGAAAUGUAUUUAUAGCAGAUCGGAGUCAUGUUGGUUCCUACAGGACGAGCUUAUUUUGCGAAUGCGUUUACAACUUGCUGGUCGCCUCUUGCUUUAGCACAGUUUGUGAAGCAGGUGUGCAGCAUGCGAGCGAUCCUAGAAGUUAGUACCGACCUACAACAAGCAAAAAUAGAAGUGCGACGGCAUGUAGUUGAUCAAGAUGUUGACACUGUUGUACCAGAUACAAGGGCCCCGUUUCCCUCCUCACCGACGCGUACGAAUCAACUUCCGCCUUGGGCUCGACAACGAUAAUGCUGUGCGCACUGGACAACAUGACGAAGGUGCACGGCAAGACCCACCCCAUGAUCGCGGUGUUGUCGAUAGGAGACUGUGGCAUGCUGUUGCUGCGCAGGAGUGCUGUCAACGCACCACUCGAGCGGGUAUCUUCUGUACAACUGUUGCGAUUGCGAACUUCUUUAUGACUCUGCCUGUCAUGCACAAUGGGCUAGAGAGGACAAGUUCAUUGGGGGAGUUUGUUCUUCAUGAUGCGCAAACCAAAUGAACGAAAAGGUCUUCAACACCGAUAUGCAAAGGAUAGGUGGGCACAAGCAAGCGCCUUUGCAGGUGGCGCGCGUCGAUGCACGAAUAGACGAAGACUUCGACGAGGACAUAGCGCUUGAGGUACGAUAAGGAGCACAAAGUAGAGGUUUUUGAAUUACCAAAAGUAGCCGCCACAUUAGUAUGAGAAGCCUUUUAUCGUAACGCUAUUUUUGAUGUCUGCCUCGACAAGGGCUCUUGCCUUGGACCUUGCGUUAUCAGAUCUAUCUUCUCUCUUAGAUCAGCUCACCUAGCGCAUGCAAUGCGUUUUUAGGGCAGCUUACUCAACAGCGUUGGUUUGAAAGCGAGGCGAACAACAUGAAGUUGAGACAAAGAUCCAUACAUAAUCGGACGCAUCAGGCUUCUCUGUUUUCUACACUUACUGGCAUUUUUGUCUUUGUCGGUACCUCACAGCAGGUCCGAUCGACAGUAGCAGCGAAAAAGAAGAAGAUCUAGUUGUAACUGGUGCAUCACGCCAAAAAAAAGGUCAUUCAAGAGGGAUCCGCAGUGCAUUGCUUCACGGCGCAUGAAGGCGACGUAGUGAUAAUGGGCAGUGGUAUUGUUUUCUUGCUUGGCACUGAUGAAAUGUGUUCUGUUGCAUGACAAGCUCUGACUCAACCUACUUCAGCCUCUCAUUCUCAAUAUAGUCGCGUUGAAGUGAUAUUGUGGGACUGCAAUGUGACCCACAGCGAUUUUUGUUGAAUAAAGACAGCGCUUGCUCGUCUUUGCGACUUGUACCAUUUUACACCUAGAAAAAUAGGAUAGUGCGAAGAACCCCUUCAAAUUUCGUCUAAGUUGUAGUAUGAAUUUCAGUAGUGUAGAAGUUACAGUUUAGAAGUUGCUAACUUUCUUGUUUGUUACUUCUCAGAAAUGAAAAGUAUCCGGGUUGGACGUGGAAAGAAAGACGCACAGUAGUAUAUCACUAAGCACGAAAGAUAUUAAAGCACGGCGAAAACCACGUAUAGCGACGACAGCAAAAGUUUUAUGCCAUAGUGUUUUUCAGUGGUUUUUUGGAUUUCAGACUUUCUGAUUACAUUUUUCGAGAAAUACGAAAUAUUUUCGCGACCGACAAAUGAUUUUCUUUAACCUCAAUCUUUCGAAGUUGUCAACCGCGACUCCUACAGGUUUAGAAAGUUGACAGUGCUGCUGAAAAUUGAGGCUAUACAGCACCCCUUUCAAGGUCAGCCAGAUUCUACGCAGAAUAAUUAUCUACUUUUUUAUGCUCCGCCUCGCUCCGCCAGCGCGCAAGGGCAAGGCCUCAAAAGUUGAAUGUCAAAGACAACCUUAUUCUAUCUUUCUUGCAUGAUUAUUACUUAGUUUUACAAUUUUCACAUUACCAACUUCCAUGAUUUUCUGUGCGCUUUCUGUGUGCAGGAGAUCAUUGCAACAAUUUUUUACGUGCUAAAGUGACUGGUCACUCGACGUCGCAUCAAGUAUGAUAUUGCCGUGACAGGCGGUACGCGAUAUCGAACCAUUACAUGAUAAAUCGAUCGCCCUUUGAGAAUUGUCUCCAAUUAUCAAAAAACUAUUUCCUACGUCAUUCCAAAAUUUUUCAUCGUGAUUGCUCAUUUUUUUUUCGUACACAACGUAUCGAUAAUCCAUUACUAUCGAACGGGUCAUCUACGACUCGGAUGUAAAUAUUUUUUUUCCGUUUUGUUUAUCGAAACCAAACACCCAAAGCGAUUUGUCAUGGUGACUCCCACCAGCAACGGUGACGAAACCAAGCCCGCGCGAGAGGGGAAGAGCGGGCUGCUGGAAGGCGCUUUGCAUCUUGCAGCGGAACAAGUAGAUGAUCUUCAUGUUGCGGAAGCGAGUUCGAGUUCGUCGACAUUUCUGAUCAACCAGGAACCGCAUGACCGCAGGUUAGAUUCUUCAGACCCGCAAGCUAGGACGGGAGCAGCAAGUGCCACGACGACGGGCAAUAAGCGGCCCGCUAUCGACGGUCACGAUGCUCCGGGAAGAGGACCUUCGUCGCCGAAAAGGAGCUGUCAACCUGCUCCAGGCGAACAGGAGCACUUCAGUUCUUCUUCUUUGCUUUUGCACAAGGAAGACGAUAAUAAACUCGAGUCGUUUCAACAUUUUUUCUCCACCGCCCUGUCUACUUGCACUUCACAGGACCACGAGGACCUCGACCAGCCGCUCUCUGAGGAUGCGGAAACGACUACAAAUGUGCGCGCAAGGAAAACGAAAAUCUUGAAAAUCGACGGGGCACAAGAUGACAGCAGUGUUGGUGCGGAGGGGGCGCGAGAUGGUGGUUUGAUAUUUGGAUCCGUGGGUCGUGAAAAGGAAAGUGAAGAUGAUCCUUCUAGAGACAAAAUCAUCUCCAGUGUGGCAGUUCCAGUUGCAGCUGUCGUUCCGGGUGCUCAAGACGCGCUGCAAGGGGAACGGGUGGCAGAGAUGGAAUUGCACUUGGACCGAACAAACUCGUCGGGCGAAAAGGUAGCGAUGGAUAGCGACGGCGGCGUCCCUGACAAUACUUCCAGUGAUAUCAUUGCAGUUGAGACGCAGCAAGAGCGGGAGGAUCGCGAUGAAUCUGUUCUACCUCUUUCCACCGGAGAUGAAAAUAUUACCCCUUUCAAGAACAACAACGUGGAGCAAGGAGAAGCAGCUGCAGUCGAACCUCCUGCUUCACCUCUUUCUCCUGCGCCGGCUCCUAUUACUUUUCCUUGUGUGGACGAGGUACCACAAGAGCCCGCUAACCUGAAAGAAGAAAAAUCACGAGGCGGAGCUGACAACUCCGACGCGCAGGAGGUGGAGAUGAUGAUGAAUUACCCUACCCUGAAACUGAACGGGAUAAAGCCGUACGUGGACAAAGCCAGCAUCAAAUCAUGGUUAGGGGACGAAGUUUUGCAGGCGCUGGUCGGCGGUUGGAUGCUGGAGGAAGGUAAAAACGAAAAAACAAAUCAGAGCCAUCUUCCGGAAGAUGAGUCCUGCACAAAUAAAGGUAAGGGGAAAAAGCACAAAAAUAAAAGUACUAGCAAGUACUACAACAAGCGAGACGUGGACAAGAGGCCCCGGAAGAUGAUCCUAAACAACCACGCUCCUGUCACCCCGGAUGACGACCUGGCGGGCACGGAUUACCUGAUCAAGUUUGACUACGACAACGACUUUUUCCAAAUCGCCUUCAGCGAUUUAAAAACGUGUUUGAAGACAAAGAGCCUCCUCUGCAAUAACGGCAAGCCCUUCGUCGUGAUUACCGACGCCGAGAAUAAAUACUGUUCCCAACGAGGACCCCAGACGAAGAUGAUGAAGCAGGCGAACAAAAGCUGCAAAACCGCGUCCGAGCGCGCCGCCCGCGUGGUCCAGCGGGAGCUCCCGCAGGCCUCCAGCCGGACGAUCUUGCUGGCCAUCGAGGUGGACGGGCCGAUCUGGUCCCGGACAGGCGAAGACGUGGACCGUAAACUCGUACUGGACGUGAUGAGGGAGAUCCUCGAGGAAGAGAAGGCAGAAAAAAACAACGACCCGGACGACUGCACGACCGGUGAGGAAAAGCCGCUGCUCUUCCAGAAAUUGCAGCAGGUCAUCGAACGAGAGGGACUCAACAAUAACGGCAAGGGCGAGGAGGUGGAACUACUACAGCAAGGAGAACUACAGUCCUUGCCUGUCGCGGGAAAAUCAGUAGAGCAAGACCCCAGCAGCAGGGAAAAUCGAAUGCAACAACCUACUAUGAAGCGCAAAAGCAUCGCGGGCAAUACCUCUUACCGUGCCGGGUUGGAAGGGGUCGUUACCGGAGUAGAAGUAUGCGGUAAAAAAAAUGCAGCACCGUGGUCCACCUCCAAGAAGGAGCAGAAGAAGACAGGUUCUGCUUCCAAAAAACAAAAGUCGAUGAGGAAGAGCAGCGUUUUACCGGUCCCGUCACCCGUGUUGAAAAGGAACAACGGUGGUAGUUCCUCUAGUACAGCGACGGCGUCUUCUUCUACGGGGGCGGCCACGACGACACAUCAGCUACAGGCUGGUGAUGCAGCACAAGGAGAUCAGCUUCCAGAGGCAGCUAUUUCUCCGGGUGCUGUCGUCGCAGCACAGGGAGACGACUACAGCAGCGCUGCCGGUGGUCCGCCUCCGCGCCUCUCGUUCACGGAAUGGUACAUGAUAAAUUACGCCUACCAGGAUUACCACAACGGGAACAAGUUUAACAGCAACAUGAACGACGGGCAAUUGCAGAUCCCCGAAACCGCCACCGCUCCGUCCGAGGUUAGCCGCUUCAAAGACUGCGAGAUCGUCACCACGGGAUGGGACGCCACACCGAAAAUGCCCGUCACUUCCCUCUCCGGGGAUGGCUCUUCGUCGUAUGAGCCGAAAAGUGCGGCGGGGACCAUGAAGAACUCCGUGAAUACCAAAGGUUCAUCUUCGCCGGGGCAGCUGCAAGAAUCAGCGACCCCAGGCUCGUCCGUAGUUUGCACGCCGUUUAUGCUGGGCGCGGAGAGCAGCAGUCCGGAAUCUGGGUGGGCGAGUCAUGAUGAACACAAAGGAACAGAUUUCUUGCAAGAGAUGCCUACCAGUUCCAGCGGCGCACCAGACGGAGCCGCCGGAAAAAAUGGUGGUCCACUGCUCACAGGUGUUGACAAGAUAAAGUCCCAGCAGAGCAGUAGUACCACCUCGACGUCGGAUAGGAUCAACGCUACGGAAACAGAAACGGACAAACUCAUCAACGCGGCCUUUGCCAGUGCUCUGACCAAUGCGGGCGGCUGUGGGCAAGAAAAUGAACAGCAGAGCGGUGUGCGUUCUCACAAGAGCCACGCGAUCUCUGCCACAACGUCCUCCCUGCCAGACGGUGCGUCAACAGCGGCUUUAUCUGCUGCUACAGCCGCUAGUACAACCUCUAACCUCCUGUCCGAACUAGGUCUAGUACCGCAGACUGGGGGAGGCUCCCACGGCCCGGCCGCAAUGUUGCAGUCGCAGGGUGUAGUCGCAAAUACAAAUGCAAACCUGCAGAACAUGACGGCAAGUGAGGAAAUUACCCAGCUUUUGUCGAUGUGCACCUCGUCGCCGACGUUCGAAGAGCAGGGGCUGGUGAUUCCUGCAUCGUCCGCACCUCCUGCUCAUCAAGCGAAUGAUCGACCUAGUAACUUCAUGGCUGAGGCGGAAAAGCUCAUCCUGGCUGCGAUCGGGGGGUCAACAUCUGCGCCCGGCGAGGAAAACAAUGAUCUUCACCAUUAUAAAGCUUCUGGGCCUACUACUUCGUGUUCACCUUCAUCUUGUUCACAACUUUUGAAUAACCUUAACCUCGACCUCGAAAGCCUGCUCGCAGACACGACCAAUGGUCCAACGCCCAUCACCACCGCGGCGACGCCGCUGGGCGCUGGAUCUACUACCACUUCCAGCGGAGGUUCUUUUUACCCGAACGGCAGUCCGGGUGGUCACCAUUGGGAUCUUCAAGUUGGCAAGAUGAUGUCCCCUUCUGUCUCCGCGAGCUACAACAACGGCGACCACUACAAAUAUCACCAGUACGAUUCGUGGGGGAAAGAUAAGAAUUCUUGGGGCUGUGGUCCUGCGAAGGGAAUGAGUGAGAGCUAUCACAGCUACAUGGCUCCUGCUGCUGGAAUGAUGUUGAAGGGCGGGAAAAAUAAGGACAAGCACAACAACUACAGCAAUAAUUGGGCGUUUUUCAAUAAAGGGCACACCAAAGGCAAUUUUCCUCACCAGCCCUCUGACGUUCUUUCGCACCAGCGACAAGUUUUCGGGCCGCCGAGUGAUUGGUUUGCGGAGAUGGAGAAUGAUAAGAAUGACCGGAAUAAACGGAAUCAAAAGGGCGGAAACAAGAAUGGAAACAAUACCCGGAAGAGCAGUCGACACAAUUUUGCGCCGAUGGCAUCGUCGUGUGCAUCUAGAUCUACUUCUGCGGCCGCCGACGCGAGUGCGAGUGGAAAGCAGAACGGAACAAACGCCAAAAAGGGGCCCAGCAACAACAGCGGCAGAAACAAAAGAAAAAUGAACAAGAAGAAGUCUCGUACCGAGUCCGCGUUUACUACUGCAUCAAACGCUGCGCCGCCGGAAACUGACGAGAAGGACCACAGUACCAAGGAGAUCAUGUUGCAGGAGAGUGAAGAGGAUGUUGUGAAAAUUAAUCCAAGCAACACCGAGUUGAAACAGGACAAGCCAGUGGAGCCGCUUCAGAACAGCGAAACUACCGACGUGAUGAACACAACUGCAGCUGUUGCUACACCUUCUUGCGAGGUAGAAGACGCAGCUAUGAAAAUAAACCCUGCAGCUGCUGACGAGGAGGGAACUGCUGGUGGUCCUCACGAGCUAAAACAAGACAGCUCGACGAAUGAAAUAGGGAGUGUGCUGCAAGAUUCGCCCUGCAGCACUAGCCCUGAGGCAAGCUGCUGCAACACCAAUAAUAUGUCAUCUUGCGGCAAGAAGAGCGUCGUGGUCCUCCCGGACCAUCUUCACAACUCGUCUAGUACCAUUGCAGCUGCAUGCGAGGACGCAGGACCACGACAAGGUCUCGUUGAGAUGGAGGGUGUUUCUGCUGGGAAGGUGGCAGAGCGACCCUUUGCUCCUGCCACGACAGCUUCAUCUGCAAAAGAGGAACAACUGCCCGAAGCAGCAGCAGAGGAGGAACAACUGGACAGCACAGAAAAAGCCGUACAACAGCCUGAUGAUGCAAAAAAUUUUGUUGUUGAGGACAGUACUAUUGCACCCGACAGUAUGAGAACUUUUGCGAAUGUGGCUCCUGGUCUUCCUGCUGUUGUCGAAGAUGAUAUUGGUCGUGCUGCAGCUGCUGGUGGUGCUACCGUGGCCACGACCUCUUCUUCCCCUGCAGCUGAUGAAACUGGGCCAGCAACCGCGGUUGUUCUACCAGCGGCGAAAGAAACCAGCCUUAGUGGCGAUUUUGUGAGUUGCGGUGCCAGCGAUCGUUCGCCAGAAGAGGAAGAGCCUGUAGAUGACAGCAAGGAGAUAAAAUUUGAAGACGCAGCGUCGGAAGUCGAGACUCUUUGUUCCGGAGGACGCACAACGACAACUCGUCCUGCGCAAGGCUAUGUCGAAUUAGGGAACAAGAACACUCCAGAAGAUCAUGCUGAAAACAAGUCCUCCGCUGAGAUGAGCAUGUAUGACGUCGUUGCCAGCACAAACAGUGCCAGUGUAGCCAGUGCAACAGUGGUCUCUUCUGCCGAAAAAAACAAUUCCGACAGGAGCCUUGUGUCUACUAGUAGUACCAGUAUCAUCGCUACAAGUACAACUACUACCAGUCCGGACGUAAAAAAAGAAGCUUCCCGGGACCAGCAGGUGGACGGACCCACGCCGGGUUCGACGGGUGAUGAUGACUGCGCUGGUAGUAGUUCUAUUGUGAUGAAAGCUGAGCAAAAGGAAAACAAGGAGAAGCUGCUGAAAGACGAAGAGUCUGUAGAAGUGGUUGUCAAGGAAUUUCAUAAAAUCGAGCGGGUAAUUCUACCAGAGACGCCUGAGCGGGCGGAUGUUUCGAGUGUUUCAUCGAGUUGGCACCACAAGAAGAGACGUAAGUCGCAAUCCGCUCCGAGCCAGGCAAUCACCCGCGUGAUCAUCCCCGACGAUGAUGACGGGGGGAAGACUUCGCGGCGAAUCGGCAAUGCCUACACAACGAUGCGGGAGGCGGUUUUGAACGGGCAGGACAAACACCUUGCGAAGUGUGCGUUUAUUAACCGCAAACGAAGGAAACACACGGAGCAUGAGGUGGCUCUUGUUCUUCACAACCAGGAAGCAGGAGCAGCUCCAGGAGGAGAUGCAACAACUGCUAGUAUUGACGGGGUGGAAAUUAUCCCACGAAAAAACUGUUUCACUGUGAUGAUUUUGCAGGAUCUGCAUCACAAGUUUGCUACACAUGACAAAGAAAACUUGGCAUGCGUGCUUCCUAAGGGAAAACACGGCGAAAAAUCCAAUGUCUUGCAUGUAUAGCAAAACAAACACAUUUGCGUUCCCUUCUAUGCAUCACAAGUUCACAGUGAAACACUUUUUUCUUGCGAUAGAAAUACUAAAACAAGAACAGGCGAAGCAAAGUUUUGACGAGAUGAACCAGGAAUUCAGUGCAGCGAGCGGGAGUAUUUUUUCCGAACAGGUUAUGGAUGUGUCAGAGUUGAAAUCGACAAAGUUGAAAUAACUUGCAAUGCAUAAAAUGGAUACCAGUUGGAAGCCCAAUUUCUAAGCGGCGCAUGACAAAUUUCAGUAGAAUCGAAAUCCAGUCUGUAAUGCUGUUUGGGUAAGGAGUACGCCUUUUGUCAUGCUACUUUAGCAGCUCUAUUUCUACCCCGAAACAGGCUUACAAUCUGCCUCGCUUGCCUACUCUGCAAGACAGGCACUCUCUGCGUUGCAUUUUAUGCGUGACAAACUAUUUCAACUUUGACGAUUUCGAUCCUGACACAUCCAUACAGGUUGAAAAAAGUGAAGAAGGUAUUCCGGUUUCGCGGCUCAUGUUGAAAAAGACGGCUAGCCAUGAUUUUUCAUCAGCUUCGACUAUCAAAUGCAAAAGUGUCUGGGUCUGGAAACUUGUGACGCUGCGUUGGGAAUAGUGAAUGCUCUGUAAUGCCCAGCCGAGCAUGAGAAAUAUCUGCGCUUCGUUGUGUUGCGUUUUUCGCAUGACAAACUGCGUUUUUGCAUGACAGACAAAAGGGUAUCUUCUUGGACACGCAUCACAAACUUUUUGGUCAUCCCAGACAAGCAUCACAAAUCUCGCAAUCUUCCAGACCCAGACAUUUUUGCAUUUGAUAUCGACGUCCUCGAUUGUGGGAGUACAAGAACCCGAAGCCAGUGGUAGUGCGAUGGACGCGGACGAGGGCAACGUGAAUAACAAUAAAACCGAAGCUGAUGCAGCAGCUGACAGUAGCGACAAGGCUGCUGCUCUCACUUUUGGUGUUGGCCAGGAUCAGGAAGUAGAACAUGAAAGCUUGUUGACCGGUAUUAGUAAGAUCAUGAGCUGCGAAGAUGUUCCUGCGACAGAAGUUGCAGAAAAUUGUAUCGAGAUGAACGCAGAUGCAAUUUCACGAUCUACAACCAGUGGAGCAGUGGAGGAGAAGGACCAGCAAUUAUCUUCUGCCUCACCGCUACAGAAGGAUAGUACCUCCAGUGGCGAAAAAGAAAGACUGCCCGACACGAUGGCAUCUUCUACUCGGGAUGCAGCUGCUGCAGAUGAAGAUGCGGAGCUCCACCCGAAGACCUCCUCAGAGACAAACAACAAAGGGGACAAUUCUAGCAGUAAGAACCACAAUCGGCCGUCCUGGAACAAGGGCAAGAACGACCACUGGAAAUCCUGUUAUAAUAAUUCGGACCACUUCAACAUGAAAGGUAGAAACAACGGUAGAGAUCAGGAUUGGCACCGCGGCGGCACCACUUAUGUUGAAAACAGCAAGAGCAACUACUACUUCCACAAGGGCGGCAAUAAACACGGAUACAACGACUAUCUUCAUUGUGGUCAAGGAACAAAGGGAAUGAAGCAACAUGAAGAAAAUGAUUCAACAUCCCGAGGACGGGGCUACAACUACGGCCACUCGCCGUAUUCCAGCUACAAGGGAAACAAUUUUCAUCAUCCGAGCAGCAACUACAAAGGAGGUAAGUCUUUUUCCACACUAGCCAACUUCCCGAACGUUCACUAUGGGAGAAAGAGCCCCUCGGGCCCCCCAAAGACGGACCAAGAACAGGAGCCUACCAACACGUCCGGCUACGGAGGGAAAAAUAGCGCUCAACAGGGAGAACAUCAACACCGUAACUAUCGUCCAACCACGACGCCCCGACGAGGGCCGUAUGCGCAUGCCAAGGACCACUGGGACCAUUACCGUGUUUUCGGUGGGAAGAAUUACACCUACGACCACAGUUGUAAUCAUGACGGCUACUACUACAACAACUAUCAGUCCGGCCGCAGGGGAACGCCAGAGGACUUCUAUUACUGGCAGCGCCACAAAGGUGGAAAGGCGAACCGCGGCAAAGGGGAAUUGAAUAUCUUCAAGGGCGGAGGGCAUGAAGAUUACCACGGGCAGCUGCAGCCGGGGGCAGACGCAGAAUUUGCCGGCGAUGGAGGCGCUUGGGGCGGGAAAGGCUCGGGAGAGAAGCAACAAACCGAAUAUGUGGAUAAUUACUGGCAUACUCAGUACAAUAUCCACAGUAAAUUUACCGUACACGACGACGUACUUAUGCGGUUUGCGGUUUCUUUUUCUGCAUGGAAAAACUUACCUUCUUCACUUCUGUUUAGAAUGACGAGCGGCAUGCUGCUCUAUCUUGGCGAAAUUUGUCAUGCAUUUUGUAUGUGUGCGCGUGCGGGAAACUUGUAUUGCAUACACUACAACAACCAAGUUGCGGAGAACCAGCCUGACGAGGUACUUUUGGGCUUUCUGCGGCAACAAGUCGACAACUACCAGCACCACACCGGAGCAGGCGUGGCGAUGCAAAACGUGGAGCAGCGUGAAGAGCAGCAGCAGACGAGUAGCGACCUGCAGCCUAAUAUCAGUAGCGCCCAGAUGAAACAAGAUCAUGCCACAGUGCCUCCUCUCGAGCACAUUCUGGCCGAUGCUUUGACCCAGGCGGGGUUCGGUGCAGGAACGGGUGCUCUUUCCGAGGAGAAAAGCUGUGCUGUAGUGACUGAAACUGUGAACAACACACUUGGCAGCGCUGACAAUCUCGCUGGUAGUUCCGUUGGCGUUGCCUCACCGGGAGCUGCUCCCGCGCGCGAGUGGUGGAGGUAGGAAGCAAAGCUACUUAAACCAUAAGCAAUUUACAUGCUCAUUCGCAAUUAUUUUAGAAAAGAACCAGACGUCCAAUGUCAAGGCACUGUCUCGGCGUCGAUAAGAUUCAUAUCACCGUCAACGCAGACGGUAGUUCUACGAGAUAACUACCGGUUUUUACCUUACUACUCAAUCCUUAUCCAGCACUUCUACGCGAGCCAGUAAAGGCUCUUCCUAAUCGUUUCUCUGAUACCUUUGCAUUUUGAAGACCGCAAUAAAAAAAAAGCGACGACGACCCCGCGCGCUUCUUUCGGUUUUCAUCGUACUUUACUAAAGUUCUCAAAACAGAAACAAGUACUAAAGUAAAAAUGAAUGGAACUAGAGCUACUGCAUCUGCCACCUUGGUCGAGACGUUCCAAGUGGAAUUGCAUGUCGCACAUUCUACACCACGAAGAAAUCAAUAUACGCAAAGCAUUUUUAACAGUAGCAGUUUGUGAUAUAGAAAAAGACAGUGAAGACAGUGACAGGCAGCAGUCGAUUCCGGUGUUGCUUCGCUGUCUACGCUUUUCCUUGGUGCUCUCGAUUUUCUUUUAGGAAAAACAGUUUUUCGGAGACCGCCAGUACACGAAUGCCGGAUUGGAUUUAGUGAUCAGCAGACUCAUAUUUUUGUAUGCAGUAAUUGUGGUCUCCCGCAAGUAGAGUAUGUUGAUACACUUAUUUUUAAACUUCUCUCCAACUACCGAUGUAAUCAAAAUUGAGUUAGUCGAAACGGCGCUAACCGCAAUUAUAAGUCGAGAAAAAAAUCACAAAAAAAAAUAAUGACCUAGAAAAUAUCGAUAACGCUAGAAAAAAGAUCAUUUUCACUCCGCUGCAGAAAAUCGCAAAUUUUCAUAUCAACAUUUUAGACGCCAUUUUUUCUCCUGCAUUUUGCGCUAACACUAGACACUUCUAACUAUUGCAAAAAGGCUAUUCAAAAACCUACAAAUAAAGCAAGAUCAAGCUGCUCGCAACUGAACUCCAUAGAGUCAGUCGUGUGCAGAUUUGAUUGAAAAGUUUUGCAUUAAAUACUCGCAAAAAAAACAAAAAAUGAUAUAAAAACCUUGAACGUGGUAGUGGUUCUACCCAUAGUAGACAGAAAUUCUCUCAUAGUGUGACGGCAUAUAAUGAAGAGUUCACGUCGUGGUACGUGGUCUAUCUUCAGCAACAGCGUUUCACCUUCUUUUUGUUUUUGCUUGCUUUGUUUCGCGAAGCACGCAUACUGCGGUCUUUGCUGCGUGUCAUAGCAUUUUGUGGCUGUUGCUUUCCGUUUGUCCACCUUUAUUCGUUCUUUGAUCGUCUGUCUCUAGAAUCUUCGGAAGGUUCGUAAGGUUUGUUCACCUUCAGGCUUGUGUACAGCAGCGUCCGAAACUGUAUAGUAAGAACUACAUCAUCAUCGUCAUCCCUAAACCUCUUCAGACGGCGUGUUUGACAACCUCUUUACCGAGGAGAUCCUGUCUGCGGUCAACGAAAAUUUCGUCACACCCUCGUCCUUAUCAACUGCAACUAUGUCUGGGUCUGGAAACUUGUGACGCAAGGACGGGAAUGGUGAGCACACUGUCAUGCGCUUCUAGCAUGACAAGUGUUUCCGUGGCUCAGAGUUUUGUACUCCGCAUAAGAAACUGCGUUAUUGCAUGACAGGCAAGCAGAGCUCUUCCUCUUCGAGGGCACGCAAUACAGAGUUCAGAGUCAUGCAAGACUAGCAUGACAUUUCUCAGACCCAGACAGAUGCACAGUCCAUAGUCCUCUUCGUCUGCCUAUACCCCGCAGACGUCGGAGACGCUGAAAAAGACCUGCGAGGCCGUCGUGGCUGCAGCUAUGGCAAAAUGCGACGAGGACGGAAGGGGGUAUGACUUUUUUCGUGAGAGGUGGCUUGUCUGUCGAGUCGUGCAUCAAGAAGUCUUUUGCAGAUAGAAGAACGAACGCAGAGGACAAUUUUCGAUUUGAUAGGAGAUACUUAAGACUGUGCGUCGUGCUUGAUAUGCAUUUGCAAUGAGUGUUGACCCCGCAGUUCUUGGGUACAUCAUGAUUAUGUGCAUGAGAAAUGAAUAAAAAUCGGCGCUUUAAUAUAAUUUACAACAAAUCUUCACCAGACUGGCACCGACGCCCUUCGGCUACGGUGGCAAGGCGGAUGACACGACCUGCGUUAUCGGGGAAGUGGUUGCCUACACCAAGUACCAUGCCGACCUGAUCCAUCGCGCCAGGCGGCAGCGGAAGCUCCGGAAGUUUUACGGCUGCGUGCAGACGGCGUGCCUGCCGGUCACCUGUAUCGCGACGGUGCCGUGCAAAGUCUGCUGUCCGGCGGGCGAAAGCGGGGGCGGGGGUAGUUGCUCGAAAGUGAAAAAGGAGAAAAAAGACGAACACGGUAAGUCCUCCUCCAGUAGCAGUAGCAGCAGUAGUACGACGGCGGCAGGACGACCUGCUCCUGGAGGGAUAUUGAGAGGAAAAAUCCCCCCUCCCCAUACUGAAAAGGCAUGUUUCCGAAAAUUUGUGUUGCUGAUUUGAGGUCACAAAUCACAUUUGUUUUGCAAGAAGACUAGGGCAGAAGCUUCCGCCCCAUUAUGGAAGCGAUUUGUCAUGCUGUUGGGCCUAAAGGGGAGCCGCUUGCCAUGCUGAACAACUAGACGCGUGCGCCCCUACCUAGCCUGGGGAUCUGACUGCAAUUCUUUCCUGCAAUACAAAGCUGAUUUGUGUACUCAAAUGCAGCAUCAGAAAUUUCGUUUUGAUAUGGGGAAGGGGGGACUUUUCCUUUUGAUAAGGGACUGAUACUGUUUCAGACUCGUUUAGUAACCCUCUCGAAGUUUCCUCGUCCUCAACAGCGGGUGAGUACGGAUUUGACUACAACAGUUAUCAACCAUACUCCUACAGCGAGAAUCCGUUUCUACCGGCGAGUAGCUCCAGCUACAUGAUCGGAGGACAGAAUUUUUUUGCAGAUGAUCCUGGAACAUCAUCUUCAAAUGAUAAGCGCGAGGCUGCACUUGCGAGCAGCGGGCAAACGGGGCGGGGCUGCUGCAAAAGCCACCCUGGAGCCACGAUAGACCAGGCAGAGGAGGUGCUGAGCCAGGCGGCUUCGUCGUAUUGUUUUAUCGUGGUUGUUUGUGCGUACUACACCUAGUAGUUGUACCUGCAUGCAUCUACUUCGCACCAUGCUGCUGAUACUUUCCUUAUUGACAAAAUAUAUGAUUUGCAUGAAAUCAACAUUAGAUAGGUUGACGCAAAAAUCAGAGCAACAUCGAUCUCAAGCUUGUUCACCACAGCCCGCGUUACGAAUAUGACUUUGGCGACUACCUGGCGCCGAAGAAGGAUAGUGACCCCUUUACCUACCAAUACACCGAUCCGUUUGCAACCUACGUAAACCCCUACGCCUCCUACCGAUCGCCACUCGACGAUUACGACUGGACCCAACCGGGCCUGCUCCCGGACGGUUUGCGGUCGGGGGUUUCGAGAGUAGACGAAAAGAAGUCGAGCUGUGCGGUGAUGUAAAUGCUGACGAAGUCGAGACUGAGAUCGGAAUAGGGAGAGGAAAGUGCGAACAGAUUUUGUAGUAUGUAGGAGGGCAGCUGUAGACUCUUCGUGUGCGAGUACGCAGCCUGUCUUCAUCAAUCUGUUAAGAUUCCAAAUAUUUGUCAACAUCUACACCAAAUAAAAGACAUGAAAACCGGAAUGGUCGUGUUUCCCGUAAACGAAAAUCACAAUGCAAUGCACUUCACGAUAGGCAUGAGUCGCAAUUGAAACCUCUGUUGCGAUUACUAACGUAUGAAUGUGCUAAAAUUUCCUCUUGUAAAAUUUCUUGAAGUAUUGCCGACGCCGUGAACGUUGCAGAAUAUUUAUCAAACAUAUAUAAAAAAAAAAGAAGAAUGCUAAAUCCAACUUUCAGAUGCACCGUGGCCGUGCCGGUAGACAGAAGCGAGACAAAGUCAUGCUUUUUUUUCAAAAUGUUUUGUUUGUAGAAUAUUUGCCGAGUGUUCUCUCCCCUUGCUGGGAAUCACUACUACUACUACUACUAGUAGAUCAAACGCUCCUCCCUGUAUUCAACAACAUGCACCAUCUCGAAUAAACAUUAUCGACAGAAACAGAAA